AUGGAGAGAUUGUCUCACGUCUCCUUCGGGUUGUGUUCCUCUUGUGUCAGCACCAUUUCCCGAAAUAUGCAGUCUAUAUGUCUGAGACAGACGGGUGUAUAUUUUAGUACCAACACACAGUUACUGAAAAGUCCAGUGUCUCGAUCUCUGGACAUGUUACGUUUUGUGAGCGGGUUACAAUUGAAAUAUCCUGCUCGACAGAGGGUAGGCGAGUUGUCGAUGAACUUGAAAAACAGCGACCUGCUUGGUAUCCCGUUGUUGAAAUUGAACACUCCUGUCUUCUCAGCCCAGCUGUACAGCACCAGCACAUCCACACCCGACCCUCAGAAACCAUCACCGAAGACAGCCCGUCUGUCUGCAGAGAAACUGAUCUCAUGGAAGAGUGUGUUGUUGCUGGCAAGUGUAGGUGUUCUCAUCGUCCUGGCAGUGCAACUGUUGAAAGCUCAAAAGGAAUUGGAAAGGAAGAAGGCUAGGAGUCGCACACUCGGCAAAGCCAAACUUGGAGGGGACUGGACUCUGACAGAUCACAAUGGUAACAGGAGGUCCAGCACAGAUUUCCGUGGUCAGUGGCUGCUGAUCUAUUUUGGGUUCACCCACUGUCCCGAUGUGUGUCCAGAGGAGCUGGAGAAGAUUGUCAGUGUCAUCAAGAAGACAGAUGCUGAUGAGAAGUUGCCUAAGAUACAGCCAAUCAUUAUCUCAGUUGAUCCCGAGAGAGACACUCCUCAGGCUUUAAAGGAAUACUGUUCUGAGUUCUCUCCCCGCUUGCUGGGUUUCACUGGAAGUCCUGAAGAGGUUCAGCAGGCCACACAUGCAUAUCGAGUGUACUUUAGCGCUGGUCCAAAGGAUGAUGACAACGACUACAUU
Molecule: messenger RNA, 864 nt
Organism: Candidula unifasciata
Lineage: Eukaryota; Metazoa; Mollusca; Gastropoda; Stylommatophora; Geomitridae
Source: the annotation of a GenBank genome assembly